AUGGCUUUUCUCAAAAAAAAGCUCGCCAAUGUGAAUCAUUCUUCCCGCUCAAGGUCGGGCUCCACUUCUUCUAGCAGGUUUCAUGCGUCACCAUCAACACCAAACAGUCCAGAGUUCAAGCUCCCAGAACUGCCCCCCAAGAUCCCUGCUGAUAAGAACAGCUUGAAAGCAACACCUUUCCACUCACAUACCCACCCCAUAGCUAGGAUUGUGCCUCGUCCACUUGACGAGAAGACAGAUGUUCAAAAUAGUAGCGGCUUCACCUUCGAAGAGGAUCAAUCCAACGAGGUUCGACAAAACGAGGCUCGGCAAAACGAGGUUAAGUUUCCCUCCAAAAAAAACUCAACUGUUAAAAACACACCAAAUUAUGCAGUCUCCAAUAGUGCUCCGGGAAGUACAUACACUGGAAUUACAAACUCUCCUCAGCAAGGACUAUUAUUUUCUUGGGAUGUCACUAACCCAGAUGAAUGGAACAUGGUUCGAGUUCUUUCAUGGUUCCGUUUCAAUGACUUCGACGAGUCUUGGGUUGCAUACUUUAAAAAACGUCAGAUACAUGGACGCAGUUUUUUGAAGCUGAUGGCAUAUGAUAAUUUCUUGGAACACGAAAACAACCUUAUCCAAACCAAGACAUCUUCCUACAAAAGAUUCCAAUAUUUGUUGAAAAGGACUCUCGAACAAAAUGUUGUUAGUGGGCACAACAGAAAUAGAAGCGAUAAAUCGAACGGGUCUCGUAGCUCAAGCGAUUCAGUCAAAAUCAGGAACAAAAUGAAACAAGAAUUUGAGCACAGUAGGUCGAUUUCAGAAACCAUGGUCGCAGAAAACAAAAGCAGCGCCAUUGAUGUUAACGAUGAAAAGAUUGUACCUUUGAGGUCUCAUCAAAAGACCAGCAGUGCGAGUUCACUUUAUCGAAGAAGUUUCAUAUCUUUGCUUGGGAGCUCAAGCCAAGACCAAAUCAAACCAGAUCCUAACAUAAAUAUCAAAAUUCCUCCACGGCCUGUAUCAUCCGCUGAAAGUAUUAACCAACCAGAUCGAUGCAAUAACCGCACUUGCUCUUCCCCAAUAUCACCUAGUUAUUCUGGGAUCUUCAGACGACAGCAUAAAAGCAGCUCAUCAGAGUCUUCAAUUUUCAAUACUCUAUUUGGCUCAAAUACUGGGGGUAGCAGUAACAGUAUAGCGGAAAAGCCCGCUGAAGAACAUAAAAAACCGAGGCCGGUGAAGAGCUCAUCUUUAGAGAGCCUUCCGCGAGAGAAAUCUAGUCUAAAUUCUUCCGAAUUUCCAUUACCAAAGCAGUCGUAUCCAUUAAACGAUGAGAAGUCACGGCUGUGGGGGAAGCUUAAAAGGAAGUCCUUGCAACCUGAUCUUUCUGCCACCAGGUCAACCAGUGCGCCUUCCGAAAUUGAAUUAUCUGAGGAAAACACAUUGGUUAACACCAAUCUUCCGGAAUCUCAGGAAUUCAACUGGGAAGAUUUCGUGCUAGAAAAGCGCUUUUAUCCCUUGAAAAAUUCCAAAACAGACGACAGGUUCAUACUCAUAACAAAAGAUAACAAAUCUUUUAUUCCCUUGAAUAUUGGCAUUAUCACAAAUCUCGAUGAACUCAAAGACUCCAUGGCCCUCACUCUUGGGAUAAAACACAAAAACUACACAAUUCAUCUUACCGAUUUUGGGUGCGAUAUUGGUUGUGCCAUAGAGGAUGAUUUGCUCGAGACUCUUAGGGGAAACAUGUUUAGUAAUGUUCCUAGCAAGCUGUUCAUUAAGGACCAAACUCCAAUUCAGUCAAAGCCAGAAAUCGUAGAGCCAAGUAGUGAAGUCACUGCAUCUGGCCAAUUAGUUAAAAACAAAAGGACAGAGUUAUCAGCUAACAGCAGCAUUAUAAAUUCCAAUGAUGACACAUCCACAAUAACUUCAUGUUCUGAUGCAACAUCAUUUGAUGACAUUGCGCGUGCAGCAGGAAGGGCCGUAUACCCACAGACCCCGAACUCUUAUUACGGAGCUGUCGUUACCAAUCCAAAUUCAGAGGUAGAUUAUUGGACAGUCAAAGACAAUCUGCCAGAGGACCCUCAACAGAGUCGUGGUUCAAAAACUCGUCAAAGAUUUAGGCCGAGGAAAAGUUCUGGCGCCGAUUCCAAUGUACCAUCGGGUAGCACUGACUCCGAUCAAUCAUUCCAAAUCAUUCGGAAGAAAAGUAAUGACGAGAUAGACUUCAAUAACAGGCGAGCAUCUCCCUAUGUUAAUCCAGAUUUCGCGCCUCGAAGGGAAGCUCCGAAGCCGCCUUCAAGCUCACAGAACUCAUUGGUUUCUACUGGUUCCAACAGCUUAGCAAAUUCCCCCAAAUUCAAUCGGAUUCGCGCAAACACAGCAUCGCUAAAGCGGAAAGCACGCCCCCCACCUCCAGCCUCGAUUUUGAACCAGCUCUCUACGCGGUCAUCCAACGGAUCUUUACGUACUUCCAAGAACACAGCUGUCAGCCCUUCUGAGUCCGUCGUUCAUUCCUACACCCCUGGUUCCACUCAGGUUCUUGUACCCCAGCCUUACAAGGGUAAUAGUGACACCAUAAAACCGGGUAUCCUGGAGGACUCUAUUAUUUCAUACACUCAUCCGCCAUUUGUAAGUCGUUCGGGUUCUUUACAAUCUACUGCUAAUUCCGUUUUACCAUCUCCCCCUCAUUUGUCUAAAAGAUUUAGUACAAAGAGAAUUGUUUCCUCUGCCUCGGCGGCUGAUAUUUUUGAUGAAAAUGAUAUUUCGUUCGCUGAUGCACCAAACCUUACUGAAUCGGACGAGGAUCGUCACAGUGAUUCCUCUGACGAGAUCAUUUGGUCAUCACAACGUAAGCAGUGCGAGCCAAAAAAGCUUGACGGCACAAAACAGGCUACUGAAGACUCGGAUUGUGAUAUCGAUGAAAAAUCGCUUAACUCAGUUGAUUCUGCGACAAAUACUCACCUUCAUUUUCCCACCAGAAAAAUGACGUUGCGUCCCUCCCCUGAAGUUGUCUACCAAAACCUUGAGAGGUUUUUCCCCGGGACGGAUCUUGACAGACCAAUCGUUGAAGGAACAACACCGCCACCUUCACCAAGGAUCGUUAAAGCGAGCUCCCCCAAAAUAUCAUCACUCGGGAAUGAUCAACCAGGGCCGGACCCCGAGCCCAGGUCACCAAACAACUCAAGGGUUGGAACUCCUCAGACUAUGAUAUCAAAAUCGAUGAACGAUUCACAAGAGGUUCUCAGUCAGAGCUCCAAUGUCUUGAAAAUCCCCAGAAGAACAAAAACCAUUAGAAUAAUAGCAAGAGAAGCAAGCGAUGCUAGGCGCAACUCCAAAACAAGGAGCCUCGGUCGAAAAAACACCAAGAUGUGGGGAACUCGAGUAGUCGAGGUUACCGAUAAGAAGACUGUUGCGAUAAACAAGUCUAAGAACUCCAACGGCGAGUAUAAGGAAUUUGCUUGGAUUAAAGGUGAAAUAAUAGGUAAAGGGUCAUUUGGAUCCGUUUAUCUUGGUUUAAAUGUGACAACUGGAGAAAUGAUGGCGGUUAAACAAGUUGAGGUGCCACGCUAUGGAUCGCAAGACGAAACAACUCUGAGUGUAUUAGAAGCUCUCAAAUCCGAGGUAUCUACAUUAAAGGAUUUGGAUCAUGUCAAUAUCGUUCAAUAUCUUGGGUUCGAAAACAAAAAUCAUGUCUACAGCUUGUUUUUAGAGUAUGUGGCGGGUGGAUCAGUUGGCUCCUUGAUAAGGCUUUUUGGUCGCUUUGAUGAGGAUCUCAUAAGGUUCCUUGCGGUGCAAGUAUUGAGAGGGUUGGCCUACCUUCAUUCCAAAGGGAUUUUACAUCGUGACAUGAAGGCAGACAAUUUGCUAUUAGAUGUUGAUGGCAUUUGUAAGAUAAGCGAUUUCGGAAUUUCUAAGAAAUCAAAUAACAUCUACUCCAAUUCUGAUAUGACGAUGCGGGGAACAGUAUUUUGGAUGGCACCAGAAAUGGUCGACACAAAACAAGGAUACAGCGCGAAGGUUGAUAUUUGGUCAUUGGGAUGCGUGGUCCUGGAAAUGUUUGCAGGCAAACGUCCGUGGUCCAACUUUGAGGUUGUUGCAGCAAUGUUUAAGAUAGGGAAGUUCAAAUCAGCCCCUCCUAUUCCUGAAGACACUCAGAAGCUGUUGUCAGCGGAAGCCAAAAGCUUUCUGGAUGCUUGUUUUGAAAUUGAUCCUGAAAAAAGACCAACAGCAGAUGACCUUCUAUCACAUCCAUUUUGUGGAGUCAGAAGUCGAUUUGUUUUUCAGGAAACCAGCUUGGCUAGAUUUAUUCGUUCAAAGCCUGCUUAG
This is a messenger RNA of Lachancea thermotolerans CBS 6340, 4302 nucleotides long. It is a transcript of the gene BCK1, whose product is annotated as mitogen-activated protein kinase kinase kinase BCK1. The transcript has a single exon. The record is from RefSeq and is a predicted model, not a curated record. NCBI's taxonomy places the organism in Eukaryota, Fungi, Ascomycota, Saccharomycetes, Saccharomycetales, Saccharomycetaceae. Bases 1 to 4302 code for a protein of 1433 amino acids. Gene Ontology annotation, molecular function: ATP binding; protein kinase activity. Gene Ontology annotation, biological process: protein phosphorylation.